Messenger RNA from Erythranthe guttata (spotted monkey flower), 1300 nucleotides. The record is from RefSeq and is a predicted model, not a curated record. Lineage: Eukaryota; Viridiplantae; Streptophyta; Magnoliopsida; Lamiales; Phrymaceae.
AAUUGAAUUGAAAUUGUAACAUUUUUAGUGGUGAAAUGAAAUUGUAGAGCGAGGGAGAGAGACGUCUGAAGGGUGAACUCUCUGAAUCUGUUAAGACUGGUUGCUACUUCAACAAAGUUAUAUUCAUUCACUGAGUCAGUGUGUGUGUGCUUACACUGUGUGUGUGUGUGAUGGGAGAUGAUAAAUCUCUCAUCGUAAUGGGGAACAUCACCAGAGAAAGAGAUCGCGAACUACUUAUACCCGUUACCGAUUCUGUUGAUCACCGCCGCGAUGCCGCCUCCGCCGCCGCCUCCUCCUCCUCCUCCUCAAAACCCUCCGCCUCUGGUUCCUCCGCUCACCACAAUCAUUCGGGCCGAGAGACAUUCUACAAAGUUGUUAGGAGCUGGGCUUCGAAGAAGUUCAUGACUGGCUGCGUCAUUCUCUUGCCGAUAGCUAUUACUUUCUAUAUUACAUGGUGGUUCAUUCAUUUUGUGGAUGGAUUUUUCUCCCCCAUUUAUUCUCAUCUCGGAAUUAAUAUAUUUGGUUUAGGAUUUGUGACCUCCAUUACUUUUAUAUUCUUGGUUGGAGUGUUUAUGUCAUCGUGGUUGGGGGCUUCUGUUCUGGGCCUUGGGGAGUGGUUUAUUAAGCGUAUGCCAUUUGUUCGUCAUAUUUAUAAUGCCUCUAAGCAAAUUAGUGCUGCCAUAUCUCCAGACCAGAAUUCACAAGCUUUCAAGGAAGUUGCUAUUAUAAGGCACCCACGUAUCGGUGAAUAUGCAUUUGGGUUCAUCACUUCAUCCGUGGCCCUCCAGAGUUAUUCAGGAGAGGAAGAUCUAUGCUGUGUGUACGUCCCUACAAAUCAUCUUUACAUUGGUGAUGUAUUCCUCGUCAAUGCUAAAGACGUUAUUAGACCAAAUUUGUCUGUGCGAGAAGGAAUCGAAAUCGUUGUGUCUGGUGGAAUGUCAAUGCCCCAAAUCCUAUCUACAUUGGAUCCAAGAACUACUCAAGUGGAGUAGAGUUAGACCUAAUAGAAAAGCUGAGAUGCUCGAAAGUAGAUGUCGCCAAAUCAUCAUUUCUAUCACCGUUCUGCAUUCCAGAUAUACUCGUUGGCAUCUUCCCUUAGUUUUAUAGUAGUAUUAGUAGUACUAGUAGCUUCUAACUUGAAAUGAAUAUUUGAGAUCAAUAUUUCUUUUUUAAUACCUUCAAAUGUUAUAUUACAAUCAAAUGUGCAACAAUAACUGCAGUUUUACGGAGUAGGAAGUUGGAUUUUACGAGAAAAAAAGGUAGUUGAGUUUCAAUUAGUGUGUUUGGCUCUUGUCCUUUU